Molecule: messenger RNA, 6432 nt
Organism: Salmo salar (Atlantic salmon)
Lineage: Eukaryota; Metazoa; Chordata; Actinopteri; Salmoniformes; Salmonidae
Product: P2Y purinoceptor 3
Biological process (GO): phospholipase C-activating G protein-coupled receptor signaling pathway; cellular response to pyrimidine ribonucleotide
Cellular component (GO): plasma membrane
Molecular function (GO): G protein-coupled UDP receptor activity; G protein-coupled UTP receptor activity; G protein-coupled ADP receptor activity
Source: RefSeq, a predicted model, not a curated record
AUCGAAUCCGCCCAAUAUCUUUGAUAUCGUGCGCUCUGGCGCUCCAAAAAACAUAUCCAAACCAGUUGGACUUUAUGAAGGAUCUCCAUUGAUUGGUUUACUGAUUUUUCUCACUAAAGUAUUCAUUUGUUUGGGCUACUUACUAGGCGACUGCCUGGUAAAACACGAGGCAGGUUUGGAUCUCCCACUUGUUUACAGCAGCAGAGAAAGUCAGUAUUUUGUCGCAGCCACAGAGAAUGUGAAGCUGUUGCCAUGUCGAUAUCCUCUCUAGAAGUGUUCUCUACGGAACCUUUCCUCAUUGGAAUGUUCACAGCAGAAGGUUCCUCCUCUGGACAUUACACAGAAUCCCACUCGGAGGAAUACCUCAUCGCCGUGGGCGACAACAAUGUCACAUGGCCAGUCUGCACCUAUAAGGAGGAUUUUAAACGCUUCCUACUUCCUGCCGUCUACAGUGUGGUCUUCCUGAUUGGUCUGCCUCUGAAUGGGGCGGUCAUCUUGAAGAUCUGGAGGUCACGACCCAACCUGACCCGGAGCAACGUCUACAUGCUCAAUCUGGCCACGGCUGACUUCCUGUAUGUGAUGUCAUUACCUCUGCUCAUCUACAACUACGCCAGUCAUGACUACUGGCCUUUUGGAGAGCUGGCCUGCAAACUGGUCCGCUUUCAGUUCUACAGUAACCUGCAUGGCAGUAUCCUGUUCCUGACCUGUAUCAGCCUCCAGCGCUACGUGGGCAUCUGCCAGCCUAUGGCCGGCUGGCACAAGCAGGGGGGUCGCAGGCUGGCACGGGUGGUCUGUGGGGGUGUGUGGCUGGUGGUCGCCCUCCUCUGUGCCCCCACUUUCCACUACGCCGCCACAGGAACACAACGCAACCGCACCGUCUGUUACGACCUGAGUCGACCGGAGCACUCGGCUGACUACUACCCCUAUGGGAUGGCUCUGACCUGCCUGGGCUUCCUGUUGCCUUUUAUGGGUGUGGUGGCGUGCUACUGUCGCAUGGGUCGCCUCCUCUGCCGCUCGCCAUCUUAUCAGGGUGCUACCAUGGCAGCCUCAAAGGAGAAACGGGACAAGGCGGUGAAGAUGAUAAUCAUCGUGGUGACGGUGUUCGCUGUGAGCUUCCUGCCGUUCCACCUUACUAAGACCAUGUACCUGUUGGUACGAACCUUACCAGGUGCUCCGUGUGAGACACGGAACCUGUUCUCAGUGAUCUACAAGUGCACCAGGCCGUUCGCCAGCAUGAACAGCGUUCUAGAUCCUAUACUGUUCUACUUCACACAGCCACGGUUCCGCAGGAGCACCAGAAUACUGAUCACCAAGAUCACCACUCUCAGAGACAGGGAACCAAGGUGUGAGGAAGUGAAAACCCCUAGAUUAUUUAGAUCCCAUGUUUAAUCAAGGGUAAACUCGCUUUGAGACAAAGGGACCAAGGAGUAUAUAAAACAACCAUAGUCCACAGUUGUAUUACACCUAGAUACAUGGGUUCUGGGUAGCUAGAACCAAUCCAGAACCCUCAUUGACUUCUGCACUGCCAGCAUGGCAACAAGUCAGUGUGUUUGCUACUGUGUCUGCUUGUGACUGUAUACUAAAAUGCAUGAAGUAGUCAGACAUAACACUGCUUUUGGUUGCCAUAGUAUUAUGUAAUGUAUCCUGUAUGUCCAAGCACACUGCUAGUUGUUUUCUAUAUGAGCCACUAGGUGGUGUGUAUUACCUACAUAUCCCAUGGCCUUAUUUAUUUUUAUUUAACCUUUAUUUAACUAGGCAAGUCAGUUAAGAACAAAUAGUUAUUUACAUGGCCUACCAAAAGGCAAACGGCCUCCUGCGGGGACGGGGCCUGGGAUUAAAAAUAAAAAAAAGAAUAUAAAAAUAUAGGGCAAAACACACAUGACAAGAGAAACAACACAACACUAUUUAAAGAGAGACCUAAGACAACAUAGCAUAGCAGCAACACAUGACAACACAGCAUGGUAGCAAAUGAUCCUUUAGUGGGAUAAUCCACCCCAAACCACUAAUUCCUAUUAUUAACAGUGUUAAAAAACACAUGUUAAAACAAUAUUUGUGAACACGUUUCAUUUUGUCAUUAUAACAAGGUUGGUAGCAACAUUUGAAAAUCAUUGUGGAAAUCUGUUGCAGCUCAAGUCAACUAACGUUACAAAACCCACAAUGCGAUGCUCUCUUUCUGGGCUGGCUGGAUAUCUGGAAAACGUAGCUACACACAAUAGCCAAAUCAAUAUCAGCAUGCAAAAUAGCUAGCUAGCUUUAAAAAUCACCUAAACUGCAUUAUCAAUUUAGGAGGCUCUCUCACCAAGCGAGAGCACGUUGCUAUGGCAACGUAUACUUUUUCCCACGUUUCCCACAGACACACAGGGCGCAUUGCCAUAUGGUACUUGACGGAGAAAACACACUAUAUACAGUGACGAGAACCAUGUAGCUAUGACGUGUUCCUACAUGAUUUCCUGGUUUCGCAGACGUACCACUUAAUAUUUAAAUCAUGAGGAAAACAUUUUUUUUACCCACUAAUGAAACAGUUUCAUUUCUCGGGGUGAAUUAUCCCUUUUACAGUUUCUCAAUUGCUUAGACACAAUUCCUGGAACAACUCACCAUUUUCUCAAAUCUUCAUAUACAAUUUUAAAAACUCACACCCAAUGGUACAAACAUCUAACUUCUGGGUCCCAAAUCAAACUUUGCCCUCAGACAACACACACAAGCUGUCAAAAACACAGACUACAUGACUGUUUGUUCCACACUGGAGGGAUUUAUUCAAAACACUGCUACCAAAAUGUUCAGAAUAGGUUUCAGAUAAAUUAUUUUGAACUUUGUAAAAUCACAGCACUGACUAUCCAGAUAAUCCUGUCAGGAACACCCUGGCGAGAGAACUUAAACAGUACUGUAAUAAAUACCUCGUACAUUAGUGGAUAAGGGAAUACUACUGUAUAUGCUGUUUUGGUCAAAAACCUGACCUUUGAAAUGUCACACUGACAAAACAUGUAAGGAAGAGUCCAUAAAAUACCCAAUUUACAAAAGCUUUAUUUCCAAAUGUAGCAAAUGUACAGGUUACUCAGCAUCAGCGUUCUCAUCAUCUCGUCUCAGGUCUGGGUCAGGCCAUAAUAUCUCAUCAACGUCACACAUUAUGUUUGCUUUUGCCAGGCAGCGUGGGAAAAAUGCCCUUGUGUGCCUGAGAAAACCCUGGAUAGACUCCACAGAGACAUCACCACAGGUGUCCACCAUUGCCUCCAGGAGGUGUUGCUGUGCGUAGGGGUUGCAGUCAUACACUCUCCACUGCCAUGCUGAGAAUAAUUCCUCAAUCGGAUUCAGAAAUGGGGAAUAUGCUGGCAAAAAGAGAACGGUGAACCUGGGGUGGUCAUUGAACCAGGCGCGAACCAGAGCAGCUCGAUGCAAACUCACGUUAUCCCAAAUGACAACAUAUUGGACUUGCUCUAGUUGCCCUGCUCCCCUUCCUGUUGAAGAUUGUUAUUGUGCAGCUGAUCUAGAAAUUGAUGGAGUUGUUGUAUGGACCCACUUUGACAUGGCGGUGUAGGACGCCACGAUUGCUGAUGGCUGCACAUAGGGUGACGUUGUCUCCCCUCUGGCCAGGAACUUGUAUGAUGGCACGGUGACCAAUGAUGUUUGCGCCCCCUUUUGCGCCUUUUUGUUACGUUGAACCCUGCCUCACCGAUGAAGAUGUAAUCCUAUAGGUCAGCCAUGGCAUCCAGCUCAAAGGUUCUCUACAAAAGUCAAAACACACAUUUUACUCUACUACAAAUACACUACUGUAGUGUACUACUGUACUGGAAUGGAAGAUUGUGUACUGCAUUUACUGUAACACAAUACAGUACAUACUGUAAAAAUUCUGUACAGUAUAGCAAUUACCUGAACAUAUUGGAAUCAUUGCUCCUUAACUCUGUUUGAAUUCCUUUCAAAAGGCACACGGUACAGCUGCCAUCAAACGGAUGGCAUUAUUGGCAAUCACCAUAUUCACCAGGGCAGUCUCCUGCUCAGCUGUGAGAAGUCUCCACCUAACCUCCAUAUUCUCCAGGGCAGUCUCCUGCUCAGCUGUGAGAAGUCUCCACCUAACCUCCAUAUUCUCCAGGGCAGUCUCCUGCUCAGCUGUGAGAAGUCUCCACCUAACCUCCAUAUUCUCCAGGGCAGUCUCCUGCUCAGCUGUGAGAAGUCUCCACCUAACCUCCAUAUUCUCCAGGGCAGUCUCCUGCUCAGCUGUGAGAAGUCUCCACCUAACCUCCAUAUUCUCCAGGGCAGUCUCCUGCUCAGCUGUGAGAAGUCUCCACCUAACCUCCAUAUUCUCCAGGGCAGUCUCCUGCUCAGCUGUGAGAAGUCUCCACCUAACCUCCAUAUUCUCCAGGGCAGUCUCCUGCUCAGCUGUGAGAAGUCUCCACCUAACCUCCAUAUUCUCCAGGGCAGUCUCCUGCUCAGCUGUGAGAAGUCUCCACCUAACCUCCAUAUUCUCCAGGGCAGUCUCCUGCUCAGCUGUGAGAAGUCUCCGCCUACCUCCAAUAGAUGGCCGCCUCUCAGUUCUGCAAAAAUGGAAUUUGACCAUUACUGACCUAUGGUCAUCCAUUACAACAUUACAUGUAUCACAGUAACAACAAGGCAAAUGAGCUGUUUUCCCUUCUGAAAGUACAGACAAUGGAUGCAACCGUGUAACAGCUUAGGUUGGGCUGCACUAGCUGUCCAGCUUCUCAUAGUCCUCCCAUGUAUGAGCACAUGAUGAACUAGUGUGACACGGAUUUCAUCUGAGAUUACCUGUCUUUGUUGUUGUCGUUGUCGUCCUCUUCCUCUCUGUUGUCUUGCAACUUCAGCAUUGUUAGGAUCCAUUGUUCCAAAGCACAUGGACAUGCCUCUACGCCCCAUUUAUUGAUCCUGCAAUUCUGAUUGGUGUGUUAACAAUUUUGAGGCUUAAUGUUUGCACGUGGAGAAAGGUGUGCUCUUUGAGUUUAGGUUGUGAUGACUUGAGUUAAUUAUAUUGAGAGCAUGUUUGCUGAAUGAAUAUAUAGUGCAAUGAAUGAUUUAUUUGGCCACUUUUGUGAAGGUUUUGCAGAAAGAGUUUUGAAUAUGGAAACGUGUGGAAACGGGUGAAUAGUGUUUACGGUUAUGGGAAAUGUGCGUUUUGGGGAAUGACGUAAGGGUAUGGGUUUUUGUGCUACAGGAACCAGUUUUUGUGUUUAAGCAAUCGAGAAAAACUGUCAAUUGACUUGUGUCUCUUUCGGCUGUGGUGUGCUAUUUCCUGUGUGUACUGUACCUUUUCUAUCUAAUAGGUAUUUAGACAUUUUAAAACUGAGAAUGUCAGAGACAAACAUUUCAUGUCUUGAAAUAAGCACUUAUAUGGACGACAAAAUGUGUCCCUGACAUGUAGAUUGAUACUGAUGCUUUGUGAUCUAAUGCACUAGUCAAUAUGAUGUGAAUAUUAUUAUUUUGCCAUUACAAAAUAAGGUAUAGUUGUAUUUUUUUGGUUUGUUUGUUUUUUUCCCCCCUAAACCACGUCCUUGUAAGUACAUAAGUCUCCAAGAGAAUAUCACAGGACUAGUUCCUCAAACCAAACCUAUCGGCCUGGAUUUACAGAUCUGCUGUUGUCCCUAUGUGUAUCAGCUGCAGACAAUUGGAUUGCUCAAUAACACUAAUUAUUGGCUUGUUUUGGUCAAAUGUGUGUGACAUCUGAUGUUUUUGUUCCCAAAUCUGCCGGGAAUGUGGUGUGUGUGUGUGUGUGUGUGUGUGUGUGUGUGUGUGUGUGUGUGUGUGUGUGUGUGUGUGUGUGUGUGUGUGUGUGCGCCUGUGUGUGUGUGUGUGUGCGCCUGAGUGUGUGUAUGUUUGUUUAACCUCUGCCUUAGCUUAAGGUCCUUAAUGAAGUGAUAACAUGAAGGUUAAUAUGUGGGCAUGUCUGAUAGGAGUCAACAUGCAGUGAGCUCCAGAAGUAUUGGGACACUGGCAAUGUUGCUGUUGUUGUUUUGGCUCUGUUCUCCACCACUUUGAAUUUGAAAUUAUACAAUGACUACGAGAUUAGAGUGAAGACUGACAGCUUUCAUUUCAGGUUAUUUUAAUCCGUAUCGGGUUAAAGCAGCACCUUAUCUGCAAGCAGCACCUUAUCACUUGUUUAGAAAUUCCAGCACUUUUUGUACAUAGUCCCCCAUUUUAGAGAACCAAAAGUAUUGGGACAAAUUCACUUAAAUGUGUAUUAAAGUAGUCCUAACGUUUAGUAUUUGGUCCCAUAUACCUAGUACGCAAUGAUUACAUGUAGCUUGUGACUCUACAAACUUGUUGGAUUCAUUUUCUGUUUGUUUUUGUUGUGUUUCAGAUUAUUUUGUGCCCAAUAUGAAUUAAUGGUAAAUAAUGUAUUCAUUCAGAACCAAAAAUGUACCUGAUUAAUGUAGACGUGUUUAGAAAGAUAUUAUAUUCUUAUUUACAAUAAAAGUGACUCCAAAAUGA